Nicotiana attenuata is the source of this 525-nucleotide messenger RNA. RefSeq names its product tropomyosin-like. The transcript is spliced from 2 exons. Bases 1 to 525 code for a protein of 174 amino acids. The record is from RefSeq and is a predicted model, not a curated record. NCBI's taxonomy places the organism in Eukaryota, Viridiplantae, Streptophyta, Magnoliopsida, Solanales, Solanaceae.
AUGAUUGGGCAGCUCCGGGGAGUGGUAAACCAAGUUCGGGUUGAUUGCCACCAGUGGAAGGAGAACAUGGAUCGACUCACCACCAAAAAAGAAGCUGUUAAGGCUCAACUGACCUCGGCUGAAGCUCAAAUCCGAGGUGCUGAAGCGAAAGGCUUGGAUCUGGCCAGGGAAAUCGAGGAGCUGGAGGCCGAGCUGACUAAAGCCCGGACUGAAGCUGCAUAUGCUAAGGCUGAAGUUGCACAAGCCAAAACCAAGGCUAAGAAAAUGAAAUUGAGGGCAGCCUCCAAUCGGGCGAAACGGAGCGGUGAAUUGGCUAAGUGUCAAGCCGGGAGGGAGACUCUCGAGGAAGUCCGUGCUCGAGGAUUUGACCUUGCCGAGGAGAUAGCCGAAGCACAGGCACGGGAAACCGAUGCUAGGUUUCUUGUCUCUUCUGAUGAUGAAGACGUGGUGAGUGGUUACGGGGACGGGGAAAGUGAAGAAGAUGCUCCUGAAGGGGAAGAGGCUUCAGAAGAUAAAGCCAUAUGA